This is a messenger RNA of Mugil cephalus (flathead mullet), 1881 nucleotides long. It is a transcript of the gene lratd2a, whose product is annotated as LRAT domain containing 2a. The transcript has a single exon. The coding region runs from base 694 to 1518 and encodes 274 amino acids. NCBI's taxonomy places the organism in Eukaryota, Metazoa, Chordata, Actinopteri, Mugiliformes, Mugilidae. The record is from RefSeq and is a predicted model, not a curated record.
UUCUGGGAAUUAAAUAAUGAUGAUGAUAAUAAUAAUUUUAAAAAAACUGCGUAAAACUUUUCAGACAAAAGCAACGUUAAUUUCAAGGCGAAUAUUAUCUACAUAGACUCUACACAUCGCUGUUAAAAGCGCACCCGUGGAAAAAUUACGCGCACUUCCGCUUUAAAAGAGGAGCUGUGUGCGGAGAGUCGCUGUUGAUGCCGAGCCACAGAUCCGCCUGCUCGACGCGGCUCGGCCGGAUGUGUGCGGCUCAGAGCGCAGGCUGCCUUCCAUCAGGACGGUGCACUAGUUUGUGUGCGGCGUAGGUGAACACACUAGGAGCUCUGCGUCUCGAGGAUUUGGAUUUCAGCUGUCGCUUUGCGUGUAUGUGUGUGACAGCCGGCGGACGGAACUUUACGCAGGGACAAACAGCAGGUGAGUCUGCGAGGCUCCACCUGAGGGAUAUUUCUGCUCGCCGAGUCUGACACCAGCUUUUUGUAUUCGCCUCCCAACUCCACUUGUUGAUGGGGCGCCGAGACGCUGUCGGGUCAUCCGCGAAAGGGAGAUAUUCUGGUGCGUAAUUUGGAUCUGCCCCUGCCCGACGACGGCUGGGCGAAGGAAGGAAGUUUGUGGCAGAUGGUGGGGAUGUUUGGCCACCGGUAACAGCUCUCCUUGGUAUCGCAUUACACGAGCUGCCGCCAGGUGAGCAGCGGCAUGGGGAACCAGAUGGACAGGCUGUCACAUUUAAGUUACGCAGAAGUUCCCACCGUGGACCCGAACGGCGUGGAUACAGAGGACGGUUCACGGAUCGGCGUCUCUUACAUUUUUUCCAACGACGACGACGAGUUGGAGGAUGGCUGCGCCGUCGAUGGCACAGAUAAAGACCCGAAUCAGGAAGAGAAGCAGUACGACAAGCGCGACGAGGUGGAGUGCGCCGUCUACUACAGAGAUGAAUGCAUUUACGAGAAGAGCGCAAAGUCGGCCAGCCUGGAGGUAUACUCUCCAGAGAACCUACUAAACAAAUGCAAAGCGGGCGACUUGGUGGAGUUUGUGGCUACGGGGCAGUACCCGCACUGGGCUGUGUACGUGGGGGACUUCCAGGUGGUGCACCUGCACAGAGCCGAGGUCAAAAACAGCUUUCUGACAGACGCGAGUCAGGGGAGGAGGUGCCGGAUCGUGAACGACUUGUACAAGUUCAAAGCUCUCGGUCCGGAUGUGGUCGUGCAAAACGCGAUGGAGCAGGUGGGCUUGAAGGACCGAGAGCUGAGCUGGCGAAACUCCGAGGGCUUCGCAGCCUGGUGCAGGUUCGGCAAGAGGGAGUUCAAAAUGGGCGGGGAGAUACGGAUAGGCAAGCAGCCGUACAGGCUGAAAAUACUCAUGUCGGACAAACAGUCCCACGUGUUGGAGUUUCAGAGUUUGGAGGACAUGAUCAUGGAGAAGAGGAGGAACGACCACCUGGGCAGGACAGCCGUGCUGAAGGAGCUGACCACUCACUUCAGCAGCGCUGGGGAGACCCAGAGUGAUCCCAGAGCUGAAUGACCUCUGCCUCCUUUCAUGCUCUUCAAAAUGCAUUGGCACUAGAGUAGCCUUUUCUGAACAUAAGCUGUGUCCCACUUCAAUCUAUAGCAAGCCUUCGCUCAUUUAUUUUAGUUUCGAUUGGAGAAACAGGUGUCAUGAUGUCUACUUGAAUGUUGUUGGUUUAAUUAUGUCAUGGAUGUCUGGUUCAUGUUUUCAUUACAAUGAUGUUACUGCCUUAAAGCCACGAUCCUCAACAUCCCCUGUUGCUAAAUUGCCUUAGCAGUUAUGAAUUCAAUUAUCUGGGAUAAAUUGAAUUGAUGAACUUGUAGCUCCGACAUGCCCCUCCAGUCACAGAAUGUGUAGUUUUUUUUAUAUAUAUAUAUA